Cryptococcus wingfieldii CBS 7118 is the source of this 870-nucleotide messenger RNA. RefSeq lists its product as hypothetical. Bases 1 to 870 code for a protein of 289 amino acids. NCBI's taxonomy places the organism in Eukaryota, Fungi, Basidiomycota, Tremellomycetes, Tremellales, Cryptococcaceae. Gene Ontology annotation, molecular function: phosphatase activity. The transcript is spliced from 7 exons. The record is from RefSeq and is a predicted model, not a curated record. Gene Ontology annotation, cellular component: cytoplasm.
AUGACGUAUACGUAUACCCACCUAGACGAGUUCUUCAAGCUCUCUACUUGGGACCGAGAUAUCAAGGGUUCCUUCGGCCUACAGCCCCCACCUGGCAACUGGGAGGGCUUCAAAAAGCGCAUAGCGGAGCUACAAGGACAGUGCGCCGAGGACGAGAGUAUCAAAGUCAUCUUUGCUGCCCGACACGGUCAAGCUGAGCACAAUGUGAUCAAGGACAACUACAGAGUGCCUCAAGAUCUCAUACUUUCCGCGCGCCAUCUGUUCCAGAAAGGGAAAUGGGCCACAGCUCACGUUCUCUAUCCUGUUCUAGAUCCCGACCUCACCCCGCUCGGACGUGAGCAAGCUGCGGCGCUAGGCCAUGCCCUACAACGCGAAGCCGGCCGGGGAAUGCCCGUGCCCGAAAGGUACUUCGUCAGUCCUCUGAAACGAGCUGGUGAGACAUGCGGCAUUGAAUGGGGAUGGAUAUUUGGAGAGCCAGAGGAUGGUGGCAAGGGUCAUGGUGUCGAUGCGCUCGCUCUCGAGAACCUCCGUGAACAUCUUCACGUCCACUUGUGCGACAAACGGUCGAAACGCUCUGAGCUGGAAAAGGAAUUCCCCACCUUCACGUACGAAUCAACUAUGACGGAAGAGGACGAGCUUUGGGAGCCGCUAGAGGUGAGAGGUCGGGAAAGUGACGAUAACUUGGUAGCCAGGCUGGGGGUCGGGGUCAGGCAAGCCCUGGACGCGAGUGAAGGAGCCACCUACCUCAGUAUAACUUCGCACUCGGAAGCUAUCCGAGGCGUGUACAAGGCUCUAGGUGUCCCGCCGAGAGAUUUGGUCGUUGGACAAAUGAAUAUCAUCGUCCUUCGCAUCAAGAAGAUGGCAGAGUAG